GAAGAACUGACCGGACACACUUGUUCACACGUUACAUACAGUUAGUUUAUUUACACGUUUGAAUGUUUUUAAUUAAGAAAACACAAGAGACUUGAGUUGUCGCUUAUGCCAGCCAUGGUGGUGUUCUUUUAAACCAGCUCAAGUUUUGGCGAAGAUUUGUAUUUAUUAUUUCAUACAGAAAAUCAGCUCAUGUGGUCACGACAUCAGCAAUGUUGACCUAUGAUUGCAAACUCGUAAGAGAUUUACCACAGAAUCGAACUGAAUCAAGGUAUUGAGGAACCAGAGCAUCAUGCAGUGUGUCAAACUGCCCAUCACUGUGAAAGCAGAGAUCAACCUGCUGCUGGUGGCUGUGACAGCUCUUGCACUUGUGACCAGACUGUAUGGCAUAAACUUUCCAAAAGCUGUAGUGUUUGAUGAGGUCUAUUAUGGGCAGUUCCUAUCUCUAUACAUGAAACAAGUGUUUUUCAUUGAUGAGAGCGGUCCACCUUUUGGCCACAUGAUAUUAGCUUUAGGAGCCUAUUUAGGUGGGUUCGAUGGCAACUUUGUUUGGAAUAGAAUUGGAGCAGAAUACCCCAGUAAUGUUCCUGUUUGGAGUCUUCGGGCAAUACCGGCCCUUGCUGGCUCAUUUUGUUUGCCACUUUGUUAUCUUCUGGUAGUAGAACUCGGAUAUACACACUUCACAGCAUUAGGGGCCUCCGUGCUCCUCCUCAUGGAAAAUUCCUUGAUUGUGCAAUCACGCUUCAUGCUGCUGGAGUCUGUAUUAAUCUUUUUCUUGCUGCUAGCUGUGCUUUCCUACCUGCGUUUCCACAAAGCACACAAUUCAUCAUUUAGAUGGUUUUGGCUCGUGAUCUCUGGGGUCAGUUGUGCAUUUGGAAUUGGAGUAAAGUACAUGGGUAUGUUUACAUAUUUUUUACUGCUGGGCAUGGCAGCUGUACACACCUGGCAACUUAUUGGAGAUCGAACAGUAAGCAAUGGCAAAGUAGCAGUUCAAGUUUUGGUUCGCUUCCUGGCCCUUGUGGUGAUACCUGUCAUUUUGUACCUUGGAUUUUUCUACGUCCAUCUUACCCUGCUGUACCGCAGCGGACCCCAUGACCAAAUAAUGAGCAGUGCUUUUCAAGCAAGCCUAGAGGGUGGUCUUGCCAGGAUCACUCAGGGCCAGCCUUUGGAGGUAGCUUUUGGCUCCCAGGUUACUCUCCGCACUAUGUCCAGCAAACCUGUUCCAUGUUGGCUCCACUCCCACAAGGCUAACUACCCAAUCAGGUAUGAAAAUGGGCGUGGUAGCUCCCACCAACAGCAGGUGACCUGCUAUCCUUUCAAAGACGUCAACAAUUGGUGGAUUAUUAAAGACCCUGGGAGGCACAGUCUAGUGGUGAACAGCCCUCCUAGACCUGUCCGACAUGGCGAUAUUAUUCAGCUGUUACAUGGAAUGACAUCUCGCUACCUAAACACACAUGAUGUUGCAGCCCCCAUGAGUCCUCACUCGCAGGAAGUGUCUGGUUACAUAGACUUUAAUGUAUCUAUGCCAGCACAGAAUCUAUGGAGAGUGGACAUAGUGAACAGGGAGUCUGAUAGAGAGAUCUGGAAGACGAUUUUAUCAGAAGUACGACUAGUCCAUGUCAACUCUUCAGCUGUUCUGAAGCUCAGUGGAGUUUCUCUUCCAGAAUGGGGUUUCAGACAGCUGGAGGUGGUUGGAGACAAAAUGUAUAAAGGGUACCAGCAGAGCGGCAUAUGGAAUGUGGAGGAGCACCGCUAUGGCAGAAGUCAGGAACAGAGGGAAAGGGAGUUGGAGCUGAAGUCACCUACCCACAGUGACAUCACCAGAAACCUCACUUUCAUGGCCAAAUUUCUUGAGCUGCAGUGGAAGAUGCUGACAGUAAAGAAUGAAGAGUCCGAGCACAAAUAUAGUUCAUCGCCUCUCGAAUGGAUCACCAUGGACACCAACAUUGCAUACUGGCUUCAUCCUUCAAGUAAUGCACAAAUUCAGUUGAUAGGGAAUAUUGUAACUUGGACCAUUGCAAACCUUGCGCUGGUUGUAUACGGUCUACUGUUUGUAACCUACCUACUAAGACGACGAAGGAAAAUUGAGGACAUUCCUGAAGACUCUUGGGAAAAGCUGGUUCUGGCUGGUGUAGUUUGCUUUGGAGGCUGGGCAGUUAAUUACCUGCCAUUCUUCCUAAUGGAGAAGACUCUGUUUCUGUAUCACUAUCUUCCAGCACUCACUUUCAAGAUCUUGCAGAUACCUAUAGUUGUAGAGCACCUGUACACCCAUGUAUUGAGAUCCCCUUCUCAACAGAAAGCCUUUGCUGGUGUUAUUUUGGCAGUGCUUUGUUCAAUAUAUGUGUCCUACCACAACUUAAGUCCUCUCACUUAUGGUCAGCCAGCGUUAACUUCAAAUGAGCUCGCUGCACUGCGGUGGAGAGAGAGCUGGGAUAUUCUUCUACGAAGACGCUGACAUGGAAAUGUCCCUCUUGUUUCUGUAAGAAAGGGACCUUCUAUCCUUAUAUGAUGAAAUAAAAGCUAACUCAAAACCUUUGGUAGUUGGGAGUUCCAGAGAACUGUGAAACACAAUUCCUAGCAUCUUGUGCCCAAACAUUUGACAAAAAUGUGAUAAAUUCUCUACAAUGAGAACUCAUGCUGCUUAUAAAUCGAAAAACAAAAAUGGACUGUUAUGCACUAUUUUAGUGCUCAAUUUAUCAUGCUGUUAUGUUUACACAUUAUUCCUUUUAUAUGGCAGUUUUAUUGUAUUAUUGUUUUAGGGACUUGUGAAACUAAUAAAACUAAUAACAUGUUGCA
This is a messenger RNA of Myxocyprinus asiaticus (Chinese sucker), 2793 nucleotides long. RefSeq names its product protein O-mannosyl-transferase 1. Gene Ontology annotation, biological process: protein O-linked glycosylation via mannose. The coding region runs from base 290 to 2452 and encodes 720 amino acids. Lineage: Eukaryota; Metazoa; Chordata; Actinopteri; Cypriniformes; Catostomidae. Gene Ontology annotation, cellular component: membrane; endoplasmic reticulum. The record is from RefSeq and is a predicted model, not a curated record. The transcript has 20 exons. Gene Ontology annotation, molecular function: dolichyl-phosphate-mannose-protein mannosyltransferase activity.